AAUGCAGAAAUUACACAGGGCGAUUUAUUAGGAAGCAGGCAACAAAAGGGAAUAGACGCAAAGCUGUACUAAGGGCACCUCAGCCGGCAACGCGGUUGCAAGAGUGGUUAUGAAGAGUACGGCCUGCCGACGAACCCACAGGGAAGACACUGCUCCGGGCCACAUGAGAGUGUGGCAGGGUCCCUGCUCCUCUGCACGGAAGUCGCAGGUGAGAGGGGCCCUGCUGCCCUCCCGCCCAGCUGGACUGGCUCCGGUGACGGCGGCCGCGUCAGCGCAACCUCCCGGGUCGCAUGCACCUGCACCGGUAGCUCUAGAAGCCCCGCCUCGCAGCUCCGCCCGGCACAGGCUACUAGGGUGCGGCCCAUUCAUUCCAGGCCCCCAGCCCCGCCUACUCCGCUGCAGCCAAUCCGACUCUCCCGCUGAGUAAGAGCCCAGCCAAUGGCAGCCCUCCCCAACCACAGCCAAUCAGAAGAGGGGGCCCGCACAGCCUGACCAAUGAGGCGGCGAUUAGGGAGACAUGGGCGGACCCCGCUCCCCGGCGGGGAAGGAGCGGCGCUCGGAGGUCUCUAGGACCCGGGGGCACGCGGCCGGCCUCCCACCCGCCAGCCCAAAAUAAGCCCCCGGGCGGGGCGCCCGAGCGCCAGUCAUGGACUCGGAACUAGCCGGCCGCCGUGAGGCCGCCCCGCCCGCGCCGCCGCCGUUCGUGCGCGUGGCGCCGUCGCUCUUCCUCGGGAGCGCGCGCGCCGCGGCCGGGCCGGAGCUGCUGGCGCGCGCGGGCGUCACCCUGUGCGUCAAUGUCUCGCGCCAGCAGCCUGGGCCGAGCGCGCCCGGCGUGGGCGAGCUGCGCGUGCCCGUGUUCGACGACCCGGCCGAGGACCUGCUGGUGCACCUGGAGCCCACCUGCGCCGCCAUGGAGGCCGCGGUGCGCGCCGGCGGCGCCUGCCUCGUCUACUGCAAGAACGGCCGCAGCCGCUCGGCCGCCGUCUGCACUGCCUACCUCAUGCGGCACCGCGGCCUCGGCCUGGAGGCGGCCUUCCAGGCCGUGAAGAGCGCGCGCCCCGUGGCCGAACCCAACCCGGGCUUCUGGGCUCAGCUGCGGAAGUACGAGGAGGCCCUGCAGUCCCGGUCCCUCCUGCCGCGGAGCGCCCGGGACAGCGAGCCCUAGUCGGUCAGCCUGCGCCUGGAGCAGGCGCUGGGCUUUCCCGCGGCCCCUGGGCUGGGGGAGGGAGGCCACGCACUGACCGAGACUGGUCCCUCCUCUCCUUCCUCACUGUCACACGCUGUGUUCGCUUUCUGUGUCUUCCUGAAAUGCAGCUUCAGAGUCUCUGUCCCCUCUUGACCGUAGUGCGGGGUGUGUCCACCGAGGAGGGCACGGGGAGCCGUCCCUCCCUUGGACAGCAGGCUUAUUAGACAGGGCUCGGUCAGGAAAAUCAAAACCACUGGAGGGAUUUUAGGCAGAAAGACAUUUAAUACAGAAAUCAAGGCCGGAGAGCCACGGUCAGGAGAUCAGGAAGUGGGGGAGUCCCGAAGACCCUCCACCCUCACCCUGGCUUCCUGCCACUCUGAUGUGGGCGACUCUGGGAGGGCACCUCGGACUGCUGGCGAAGCCUCGUGCCUGCCAUCUGCUCGAGCCACAGGCUUUUCCCAAACCUCACACUGGUCCCGUCUCAGAACCCACCACAGAUCUGGUCAGGAGGGCCCACAGUUUCCAGACUUCUCACUGCUACGUGUAGGUGAGGGUGUGAGGCCGUGUGACAGACCACCCUUGGUGCUCUCUGCGUCCGUACCCACCUCUGACCUUACCUCCCAGCUUCAGCAACAGCAUUGAGCCCUGACCUGGCAUCCUGCUGCUAACACAGUGGCCCUCCCAAGAGUGGAGGGCACAGAACCCCAUCAGCUGCCCCACAGCUUAGAUGCCUGUCGAUUCCUCUUCUGGUUCAGAUGCACCUCACCUGGACAUUCUGUCCAUAUCUGGACAUAUCUGAUCUACUAGAUAGAUAAUUAAUCACCAUCAACACUCUUUAAAUAAGAUAGUGGGGAAGGAGAAAAGGAAAAACUGGGUAAUGUACAUGAAUUACAGAUAACACAGUUCUUGGUUAAUAUAUACAAAUGUAUCCAUGAGAAAGUAAUUAAUAAAAUAAAGUGUUUGGUGUUAUCAUUUCCCUUUUCACUAUCCAUUCUCUGUUCCCUCUACUCUCAACUUGCACCUCACUAGUCCUGGUCUUUCCUGGUGGGGUGACUUGAGCCUUCAUCCUGAAGGGCCCAGAGUGGCCCUGCCUGCACUGGUGCUCCCACACACCCGGGAGUAUUGGGAGGCAUCAGGGGGAUGUCCUGAGUUCCAGCGUACUCUUCCUGACCCCGCUGCCCCUGAAGGUCAGGAUCAGCCACUCCACCCAGCAGAGCAACCCGUUUUGCCUGAUGCCUCGCUGGCCUAAGGAACCCAAAAUGGCUACGUGGUGUCUCAGCCUCCCAUCCAGGGGCACAUGGUGUGUCCCCAGGUGGAAGCAUCUUACCUGGGAAUGAAGACCUGACCCAGCAGAGCCCGAAGUCGUGGGGAUGGGAAGCUCACACUUUUCGAGUGAGGCCUGGGGUGGUUGUGAAAGGGGCCUCCCUCCCCCCACCACACUCCUCUUGCUCCUGCACCUAGGUAUCUGGCUGUGACAGGAGCAACACCAUCGGUUGGUCCCUGGCUCAGAGCAUACACCACACCUUUUAGGUGUGUACCCAGCCCUGUCCGA
Molecule: messenger RNA, 2738 nt
Organism: Equus quagga
Lineage: Eukaryota; Metazoa; Chordata; Mammalia; Perissodactyla; Equidae
Gene: DUSP28
Product: dual specificity phosphatase 28
Exons: 2
Coding region: 647-1165 (172 amino acids)
Biological process (GO): protein dephosphorylation
Cellular component (GO): cytoplasm
Molecular function (GO): protein tyrosine/serine/threonine phosphatase activity
Source: RefSeq, a predicted model, not a curated record